AUGGAAACUUUCAUAAAAACAGCAGUGCUAAUACUUUUUUUUAUAGCCAUCAAUUUAGACUCAGGCCAUGAACAAUUUUUAGAAUUAGUUUCAAAUCACGAAUAUUCUUUUAUUAGAUCAAGACAAAAUGCGUGGGAUAUUGCAAAUGAAAACAACGAAAUCUUUAAUUCUCCUAGAAAAAGAGUCAAUGAAGAGAUGAAUUUUUCAGAUUAUAAAUGGAAUAUUAAUUACGACCAACCCUUCUCAUCACAAAUAAGUCAAAUUAUUCUUGUGGUUCUUGCAAUUGUUAUUCUAAUUUGUGUAAUUUUAAGUUUAAUUUGUUGUUUUUAUUCAGUUCCCAAAGAAGAAGACUUUACAAAAAAAAAUGGAAUUUACUACUUUGAGAAUGAGAAAAGGCCCGAAGAAUUUGUUCCAAUUUAUCAAAAAAACGCACAAAGUAGAAGAUAUAUAUUAACCGGAGAAAUACCAAAGAAUAUCGAAUACGAAGAUUAA
Messenger RNA from Cryptosporidium ubiquitum, 492 nucleotides. RefSeq lists its product as uncharacterized. The transcript has a single exon. Lineage: Eukaryota; Apicomplexa; Conoidasida; Eucoccidiorida; Cryptosporidiidae. The record is from RefSeq and is a predicted model, not a curated record. Bases 1 to 492 code for a protein of 163 amino acids.